CAAGCGAGGCCGUUCCGCUGAAGUGUUUGCAGUUCGUGCGCUGAAACUGAUGAGGCUACUCGCAGACCGUCAGCCCUUCUGGACUUUGUAAAGACCUAUUUUUAAACACAGGACUGUAGACAAUGCUUCAGAGGAAACCAUCAAAUGUGUCAGACAAACCAAAAAGCAGCAAACCAAAGCGCUCCACCAGCUUUGGCCGCUUUGAUGCCUUCAGACAUCCAUCCCCAGCAAAACUGGAGGAAAACGGAGACCCUCCGCCCACAGAUGGAGAUGCAGGGUCUGAUGUUGCUGAUCAGAACAAAUCAGGUGGCUUGGGUAAGAAGAUGAGGGCCAUCUCCAUGACGAUGCGCAAGAAGAUGGGCAAGAAGUAUAGCAAAGCGUCCUUCUAUGACGAACAGGGUGAGGACGAUGUGGAUCGGGACCACGAGGGCGAGCCUGAGAGCGGGCACCCCCUGGAGAAAGACUCCGCAAAGACCAGCAACUCCCAGGAAAGCCUCUGCAGCGGCCGCAGCUCCUCCAGUGGUGUCACCAGUGGCUCAGACGGCUCCAACAGAGACAGCCUCCGGCUGGAGGAGGAUGCCCCUUACACGGGACAGUUCUGUGGGCGGGCCCGAGUGCACACGGACUUCGUACCCAGCCCCUACGACACCGACUCCCUCAAACUCAAGGUAGGGGAUGUCAUCGAUAUCAUCAGCAAGCCCCCGAUGGGCAUAUGGACGGGAAUGCUGCACAACAAAGUGGGCAAUUUCAAAUUCAUCUAUGUUGACGUCCUGGUUGAGAAAGAGCCCGAGGCACCCAAGAUACGACCCCACAGGCGAAGCAAACGGCCGCGACCAAAAACCCUACAGGAGCUGCUGGAGCGCCUUAACUUAGAAGAGUAUGCCUCCUCUCUGCUCCUCAAUGGGUACCAGACGGUGGAGGACCUGCGGGACCUGAAGGAGAAGGACCUGAUCGAGCUGAACGUCUCCAACCCGGAGGACCGGCAGCGGCUGCUCGCAGCGGCUGAAAACCUCCAGGACGCUGACAACGAAAAUGAAAGGGAGAGGGAGGCCAACCAGGAGCCCAAGUCCAGGUCGGGCAGCUUGAGGUCAGAUCAGGACGACUGCCCGAGAGACUCCGGCUGCUACGUGUCGUCAGAGAGCUCAGACAACAGUAAAGAGGACACAGAGGGCCAGCCGGCAACGCCUGAAACUUAACCACUCCGCAUGCGUUCAGAACACACAUGGGUCUGCUGCGUCUACGUUGUACAUACUGAAUGUACAUGGAAGGACUGCC
Megalops cyprinoides (Indo-Pacific tarpon) is the source of this 1275-nucleotide messenger RNA. Its product is annotated as SAM domain-containing protein SAMSN-1-like. Lineage: Eukaryota; Metazoa; Chordata; Actinopteri; Elopiformes; Megalopidae. The record is from RefSeq and is a predicted model, not a curated record. The transcript has 8 exons. Gene Ontology annotation, molecular function: protein binding. The coding region runs from base 123 to 1196 and encodes 357 amino acids.